GUUUGUGGUAGGCGUUAGACUCCCUAUUUAGUUGUUCGUGGAUUUCAAUUUUCCCUUUUACGCCAGGAUAAAAUAAUUCAGGACAUUUAAAUGAACUUUUUCGACCGAUAAUCACCUUCAGUCAGCCAAAUGAGAAUUAUCAACCAUUUCAUUUCCUUGUGCUUAGAAUCAUGAACGGUUGUUGGAAGCGACCGGAUUUGCCGAGCAAGUGUACAUUUUCUUUACAGAAGCCAAUAUCUGAAAGCCCCCAUCGGCAUGUAUCAGUCCCAAAACGAUCCAAAGUAAUCAGUAAUGUUUUGGAGCUGAUCGGUGAUACACCCUUGAUUCGACUUGAUCGGAUUGCAAAAUGCGAAGGCAUAGAAUGUGAACUAUUGGCCAAAUGUGAAUUUCUCAAUAUUGGAGGUAGUGUUAAGGAUAGAAUCGCAAAACGUAUGGUUGCAGAGGCCGAAGAGGAAGGAAGACUUAAGCCCGGGGAUACAAUUAUUGAACCUACUUCAGGAAAUACUGGUAUUGGGUUGGCCCUUGUAGCUGCUACUAGAGGCUAUAGAUGUAUUAUAGUCAUGUCAGAAAAGAUGAGCCGUGAGAAGGAAUCCUAUUUACAAGGUUUGGGUGCGGAAAUAGUGCGUACACCAGCCUCAGCAAAUUUCGAUGAUCCUGAUUCUCUGUUUUUGGUAUCAGAAAAUAUAAAGAGAGAAAUCGGUCCUACUGCACAUAUAAUGAAUCAGUAUACAAAUCCAUAUAACCCUAUAGCUCAUUUUGAUGAAACUGCUGAAGAAAUUAUUCGUGAUUGUACAGAAGAAAAUGGUCAAAUCAAAUUAGAUAUGUUGGUGGCUGGGGCUGGUACUUGCGGCACAAUAACCGGACUGUCACGGAAAAUAAAAAUGAAAGUACCUAAUUGUCUAAUUGUUGGAGUGGACCCUGUCGGUUCUAUUUUAGCUGACCCAAGUUGUAAAGAGACGACUCCAUAUGAUGUAGAAGGCAUUGGUUAUGACUUCAUUCCUACUGUUUGUGAUCGAAGUGGAGUUGAUAAGUGGUGCAAAACAGCGGAUCACCAGUCCUUCGAAAUGGCCAGACGACUCAUACGCAAGGAAGGUCUGCCGUGUGGUGGUAGUUGUGGUGCUGCUGUACUUGGCGCUAUCAAGGCUAUCAAAGAACUAGGCCUUGGAAAAGGUAGUCGGGUCGUAGUUAUAUUACCUGACAGUGUCCGCAAUUACAUGACUAAAUUUUUAUCAAAUGAAUGGAUGUACAGCCGAGGAUAUAUGGACCUUCCUCUUGGUGAUCCGUUUCGAAAUAACUGGAUUAAUAGCGAACUGGACGAACUAAUUAAUGGUCUGCCGAAAACAGUAAGAAUAUCUGGACAGCAAACUAUAAAGCAAUCAGCUGAUGUAAUGAAGUUUGAAAAUGUACGGGCGCUGCUGGUACUAACAGAAAAUAAGGGGAAAAGAGGUUCAGUACUUGGUGUAUUUGAUUCUGGUGUUUUGAGAUUGCUGUUGAAUGGCUGCGUUACACCUUUGGAUCCUGUCAUCUCAGGAGUUAAUAAAAACUUUCGACAGGUUGAGGAGAAAUAUGGCCUUGAUCGCGUCUCUCGUGAACUAAUGGUUGAACCAUACGUUAUUUUGUGGAAAUCGGAAGAUUUAGUUUCUGAUUGAGUGGGAGUAUUCAAUACUGCUGCGUUUUUGUGCAAAAAAUAAUGCAUGAAAUUUAUGUUCAACAGUAAUCUGCGUCUGUGAUGCAAUGAAUUGAUCCGUCUGCAUUAUUUGAGAUGAAAUGACUGAACUAUUGAUGAAUCCUAUUUGCAUACUAUCACCUGGGUAACAUUCGAUUCUUGUUCCAUAGCACAAAAGCUAAUGAAUUCAUGCUACCAAGAGAGCAUUUCAUCCUGUUAAUGUUUAUCAUUGGCAUUAAAAUUUCUUGAUUUUUGUAAACUCAUGCAUUCUGGUCAUCUUUACCUUUCGUAAACAGAUCCUCAUUUGGUGUGUCGUGAAGAUUUUCUCUAUUGGUCUCUCUCUCGACGAUAAAGAAACUGGUUGUAUCUUUUUUCAAUAUUUCUCCCAUGUUUUAGUAAUGAAUAACAUUGGAGACGCUCUUGUCUUUUUCUGAUAAUAUUCUAUAGACCUGAACAACUAAAUGUAAUUAUUUUAUCUAUAGUGUGAUAAAUGUAAUCAUUAUUGGAAUAAGAAACAGUAAUAUUUUAGCUUUGGUCACUUACAUUCAUUUCUCUUUUUUAAGUCUCCAGUGGUGAGUAAUGUCCACUUCACUCUCACUUUUGCAUAUAAAGUUGUUCAGGAACAUUUUAUGAGAGAUAGAUGAUAACUUCUGUUCACUUUCACAACGUUGUGAUUGAGAAGUUUCCACUUUCAUUUCUAUGUAGUACAGUAAUACGAAUUAUCUAAUGCAAUAUAUGCAUGACACACAUUUUCUGUGGAAUGGUUUGCAUGGACUGAAUUUCUCUUAGGG
Heterobilharzia americana is the source of this 2457-nucleotide messenger RNA. NCBI's taxonomy places the organism in Eukaryota, Metazoa, Platyhelminthes, Trematoda, Strigeidida, Schistosomatidae. The record is from the annotation of a GenBank genome assembly.